Molecule: messenger RNA, 1980 nt
Organism: Phytophthora sojae
Lineage: Eukaryota; Oomycota; Peronosporomycetes; Peronosporales; Peronosporaceae
Exons: 2
Biological process (GO): mitotic spindle organization; microtubule-based movement
Molecular function (GO): microtubule binding; microtubule motor activity; ATP binding
Source: RefSeq, a predicted model, not a curated record
GGCGGCGGUACGAUCUUCAAGUUUGACCAAGUGCUGUCUCCCAACGUAGAUCAAGCUGGAGUGUUUCGGUUGGUGGCAUCCGACGUCGUGGACGGAGCCUUGAGUGGCUACAACGGCUGCAUCUUAGCUUACGGCCAAACGGGAGCAGGCAAAACCUUCACCAUGUCUGGAGGGGGGCCCCGUCGCCGCUUCGAGGAUCGCGGACUCAUCGCUCGAGCGCUCUCUCGCGUAUUCCAACGCACGCAGCAGGACGCCGACCAUUCCUACACGCUGCGUAUGUCGUAUCUGGAGAUUUACAACGACCGCCUCAUCGAUCUGCUUGCCCCAGACGUCGGUAGCUCGGGCACUGGCAAUGGCUCGAACGACUUGGCAAUCCAGGAGAAUGCUCGUGGCCAGACGUUCGUGCGGGGCCUCACGACUGCGCUCGUGUCCAGCGAGGAGCAGGCAUUGGACCUGGUAUUCCAGGGUGAUACGAGUCGCGCAGUGGCUGAGCAUGCACUGAACGCCGCAUCAACUCGGUCUCACUGUAUCUUCACGUUGUACCUGGAGCGCAAGCGGAGUGUAAUGUCCAACCAGUUUAUAGAGGAAGAUGCACCUGGGGAUGAAGUCACAGGAUCCACGCUCAGCGAAGAUGGCGUCGUGUACAGUAAGCUGCAUUUGGUUGACUUGGCGGGUUCGGAACGUAUGAAGAAGACACUGACAGAGGCAGGUUCGACACGGGCCAACGAGGCCUGCUACAUUAACCGGUCGCUGACAUUCCUGGAGCAGGUCGUGCUCGCGCUGGGCAGCAAGACCCGAGCGCACGUGCCGUUUCGACAGACGCCUCUGACCAACUUGCUGAAGGACUCGCUGGGUGGCAACUGCCGCACGCUGUUGGUGGCUUGUGUGUGGCCAUCUCCGUCUCACGCCGACCAAAGUCUGGCAACUCUGCGCUUCGCGGCGAGGAUGCGUCGCGUCAAGACGCAGGCUGUUGUCAACGUUGUGGCGUCGAGGUCUGGUGCAGCGGGAUCAAAGCUGGCUAGUGAGGAGCGUGCUGCCUUCCGCGAUGAGAUCCGGAGACUGCGCGAGGAGCUGGCGCUGUAUGAUGCGAUUGCAGGGCGAACACGGAUCCCGCACGAAGCCAAGGAGAACUCUGCGCAGGAGGAAAGUUCACGACGGCAGCAGAUCACCUCGUUCUUGGCCAAUGCCGAGCUGAUUCCUCCAGUUCAGAGUCUACGGCAGCUGCAGCGGCUACUGCUCACGUUCCGCUCCAUUUGCCUGGAAAUGAAGGCGCCUCUCGACCCGGCACCAAAUCUGCCAAGAAAAACGGGGAGCAAGAUGGUGGCGCAGAUCCGCGCGCUGCGAGGUCAUACGCCGCCUGGCCCCAGUCCGUCAUCUGCGCCUAGUAGCACCAACUGCAGCAGCAGCAGCAGCAGCAGCGCCAACGACAACAAAAAGAGCAACAACAACGGUCUUGAUGGUGUGGGGGUUGUGCUGCCCCCAAUUUUUGGAGACAACCAGAGACCAGAGCGUGGUGCAUCGGCGCUUUCCGCCCCCAGAGAGAGCGACAAGGAGCUGUUCGAUCGCUUCAAGUCCGUGGGUGGCGCUGACCCUGGCGCCGAGGCUCUGCGUGACCUAGAGCAGGCCAAGCUGAACCUCCGGGAGGCAAAGGCGCAAUACGCAGCGCUGGCGCUGACUGUCAACCGCGUGAAACUGGAGAUCGACGGCUACGCGCUCCAGCUGCAAGAACUGCGAGAUCGCAGCACGCCCGACCUGGCGGACGAGGUCGAGAUCGAGCGCCAAAGCGUCCCGCUGCUGCAGCUCCAGGACGCAAAGAGGCGGUAUCGCGCCGCGUUUGAGCAACUCCAGGAGAAGAAGGCGGAGGUGGGCUACUUGGGCAAGAUCAAAGCGCAGAUGCUGCAGCAGGUGGCGCUGCAGUUCCAGGCCUGGAAGGACCGACAAGAAGGCCCCGAAACAGUGGCAGGCGAGUGGCCCGGGUGA